Messenger RNA from Podarcis lilfordi (Lilford's wall lizard), 10193 nucleotides. NCBI's taxonomy places the organism in Eukaryota, Metazoa, Chordata, Lepidosauria, Squamata, Lacertidae. The record is from the annotation of a GenBank genome assembly.
AUGCUUCCCAUAUGGAGUUUUAAGCAGGAAUAUAGAUCACAUCCAACUGUAGGCACUGAGACAAGAGACAGGGUAGCAGGGCAGACCAAAGAUUGCAACAGGGACUGCAGCAGCAAGCAAGAUGGAGAAGUACUGGGGCUGGCCAGGAAACAGCAGACACCUGCCUUAUUGUAACCAGCUCCUUUGUACCUGCUACCUGUUGUGUAAGCUAAAAUUAUGACCCCAGUGGAUGUUGGAUGUUCAGUCAACAUUAUAGCCUCUUAUCAGUUCUGGUAUUCUGUAACCAAGUUGCUGAAUAAAUAUUUUGCAACUUAGUUAAUGUAGGUGGAUGGGUAAAUCAACUAUGUUUCAUCGUUGUUUGCUCUGGUUUUCCUGGUCGCUGAAUAACCCACUCCUUUCAUGUUAGGGAUAUUAGAGCUGAGGGUACCUUUCUCGUUCCCAACCUUCGAGUCAGCUUUCUGAUUUACUUAAGGCAGGGGUGUCCAUACUUUUUUCAAAGAGGGCCAGAUUUGAUGAAGUGAACAUGUGUGAGGGUCGACUAAAGCUUUUUUUAGGAUUAAAGUUGUUGAGCUUCUUUUGGGAUUUCCCCCCAAAGUUCUUGAGCUUUUUUGAUUUCACCCCAGGAAAUAAACUGCCACAGGGGUCGGAUUAAACUGAAUGGCAGGCCUAAUCUGGCCACACUUUGAUCAUGCCUGACUUAAGGACUUCUAAAAAUCCAGAUGGCGCCAAUUCAUACACAGCAAAAUUAGAUCUAUUAGUAUUGACUUGGAAUAAUUUUUGUGAGCAAUAUAUUUAUUGCAAUAUCCAAAUUAGAUUGCUUUUGAAAAACAAAACAUGAGUCAGCUAUAGAUAAAAUCUGCUCCCCCAGGUUCUAUGGUUUAAAUACAACCGAUAACAGGAUCACUUCUAUCUUAAAGUUAAUAAUUCCAGACCAAUGCAGGGCAUUUAUGUUAACCCAACUGAACAUUUUCCCGUCAGUUUUGUUAAGGGCAGAUACUUAAACAUCCCUAGAAACAUUGCUUAUGUUAUUUAAAUGUGCUGGACACUGUAGAACAAAUUCUUUUUACUGUCCACUCUAUACCGUAUUUUUUGCUCUAUAAGACUCACUUUUACCCUCCUAAAAAGUAAGGCGAAAUGUGUGUGCAUCUUAUGGAGCGAAUGCAGGCUGCGCAGCUAUCCCAAAAACCAGAACAGCAAGAGGGAUUUCUGCUUUCACUGUGCAGUGAUUCCUCUUGCUGUUCUGGCUUGUGAGAUUCAGAAUAUUUUUUUUCUUGUUUUCCUCCUCCAAUAACUAGGUGCGUCUUGUGGUCUGGUGCAUCUUAUAGAGCGAAAAAUAUGGUAACCAGCUACAUAAAUGCGUGUUAUCACCCUUUUUGGAUAGUUUAACUGCGUGAGCCCUGCAGCCGGGGGCAGAGCGACCCACCAUUUGGCGCACCGCCCACCCACGACUGCAAACUGUCACUCCCCUCAGCUCACUGUAGUUUGCUUUCUGCAAGACCAAACUGACAUUGAUUAUAUAAGUAACACAUUCCUGAAGUGCUUUUACUGUCAGUAGCAUCAUCUCCAAAACUCGCGUCAGCAUAAAUUUCAAGACCUCCAGAUUUUUGGUUAGUAAACCUUAAUCUGUAGUGCAUAGUACUCUUUAGAUAUCUGGCUAUGUGUUUUAGUCCUUUCCAGUCUUGAAUGGAGCUUGAAUGGGGCUUUCCAAUCCCCUUCAUGGAUCACUGCCUCCCCUUCAUGGAUCACUGCCUUGCCGUGGCGAAGGGGCUUGAAUAACUCAGAGAAGCUAUGAGCUAUGCCGUGCAGGGCCACCCAAGAUGCACAGGUCAUAGUGGAGAGUUUUGACCAAACGUGAUCCACCUGGGCAGCCCACUCCAGUAUCCCUGCCAAGAAAACUCCAUGGACAAAGACAACAGGCAUAUAAAAGUUAUGACGCUGGAAGAUGAGCCCCUCAGGUCGGAAGGCGCCCAACAUGCUACUGGGGAAGAGCGGAGGACAAGUGCAAGUAGAUUCAGAGCUGAUGAAGCGGCUGGGCCAAAGCCGAAAGGACGCUCAGUUGCGGAUAUGCCUGGAAGCGAAAGGAAAGUCCUAUGCUGUAAAGAAAAAUAUUGCAUAGGAACCUGGAAUGUAAGAACCAUGAACCUUGGUAAGUUGGAUGUGGUCAAAAAUGAGAUGGCAAGAAUAAAUAUUGACAUCCUGGGCAUCAGGGAACUAAAAUGGACGGGAAUGGGCGAAUUCAGUUCGGAUGACCAUCAUAUCUACUACUGUGGGCAAGAAUCCCGUAAAAGAAAUGGAGUGGCCCUCAUAGUCAACAAAAGAGUGGCGAAAGCUGUACUGGGAUGCAAUUUCAAAAAUGAUAGAAUGAUCUCGAUACUGAAUCCAAGGCAGACCUUUUAACAUCACAGUAAUCCAAGUUUAUGCACCAACCACUGGUGCUGAAGAAACUGAAAUUGACCAAUUCUAUGAAGACUUACAACACCUUAUAGAAAUGACACCAAAGAAGGAUGUUCUUCUCAUUAUAGGGGAUUGGAAUGCUAAAGUAGGGAGCCAAGAGAUAAAAGGAACAACUGGCAAGUUUGGCCUUGGAGUUCAAAAUGAAGCAGGGCAAAAGCUAAUACAGUUCUGCCAAGAGAACAAGCUGGUCAUCACAAACACUCUUUUCCAACAACACAAGAGACGACUCUACACAUGGACAUCACCAGAUGGGCAGCAUCAAAAUCAGAUUGAUUAUAUUCUCUGCAGCCAAAGAUGGAGAAGCUAUAUACAGUCAGCAAAAACAAGACCUGGAGCUGACUGUGGCUCAGAUCAUCAGCUUCUUAUAGCAAAAUUCAAGCUUAAACUGAAGAAAGUAGGAAAAACCACUGGGCUGGUAAGAUACAAUCUAAGUCAAAUCCCUUAUGAAUACACAGUGGAAGUGAGGAACAGGUUUAAGGAUUUAGAUUUGGUGGACAGAGUGCCUGAAGAACUAUGGAUAGAGGCUCGUAACAUUAUACAAGAGGCAGCAACUAAAAUCAUCCCACUGAAAAGGAAAUGCAAGAAAGCAAAGUGGCUGUCCAACGAGGCCUUACAAAUAGCAGGGGAGAGAAGGCAAGCAAAAUGCGAGGGAGAUAGUGAAAGAUACAGGAAAUUGAAUGCAGAUUUCAAAAAAAUAGCAAGGAGAGCCACGAAGGCCUUCUUAAACGAGCAAUGCAAAGAAAUAGAGGAAAACAAUAGAAUGGGAAAAACCGGAGAUCUGUUCAAGAAAAUUGGAGAUAUGAAAGGAACAUUUUGUACAAAGAUUUCCAUAAUAAAAGACAAAAGUGGAAAGGACCUAACAGAAGCAGAAGACAUCAAGAAGAGGUGGCAAGAAUACACAGAGGAACUAUAUCAGAAAGAAAUGGAUGCCUCGUAUACCCCAGGUAGUGUGGUUGCUGACCUUGAGCCAGACAUCCUGGAGAGUGAAGUCAAAUGGGCCUUAGAAAGCACUGCUAAUAACAAGGCCAGUGGAAGUGAUGAUAUUCCAGCUGAACUAUUUAAAAUUUUAAAAGAUGAUGCUGUUAAGGUGCUUCACUCAAUAUGCCAGCAAAUUUGGAAAACUCAGCAGUGGCCAGAGGAUUGGAGAAGAUCAGUCUACAUCCCAAUCCCAAAGAAGGGAAGUGCCAAAGAAUGCUCCAACUACCGCACAAUUGCACUCAUUUCACACGCUAGCAAGGUUAUGCUUAAAAUUCUACAAGGCAGGCUUAAGCAGUAUGUGGACCGAGAACUCCCAGAAGUGCAAGCUGGAUUUAGAAGAGGCAGAGGAACCAGAGACCAAAUUGCAAACAUGCGCUGGAUUAUGGAGAAAGCUAGAGAGUUCCAGAAAGACAUCUACUUCUGCUUCAUUGACUAUGCAAAAGCCUUUGACUGUGUCGACCACAGCAAACUAUGGCAAGUUCUUAAAGAAAUGGGAGUGCCUGAUCACCUCAUCUGUCUCCUGAGAAAUCUCUAUGUGGGACAAGAAGCUACAGUUAGAACGGGAUAUGGAACAACUGAUUGGUUCAAAAUUGGGAAAGGAGUACGGCAAGGCUGUAUAUUGUCUCCCUGCUUAUUUAACUUAUAUGCAGAAUUCAUCAUGCGAAAGGCUGGGCUGGAUGAAUCCCAAGCCAGAAUUAAGAUUGCUGGAAGAAAUAUCAACAACCUCAGAUAUGCAGAUGACACAACCUUGAUGGCAGAAAGUGAGGAGGAAUUAAAGAACCUUUUAAUGAGGGUGAAAGAGGAGAGCGCAAAAUAUGGUCUGAAGCGCAACAUCAAAAAAACGAAGAUCAUGGCCACUGGGCCCAUCACCUCCUGGCAAAUAGAAGGGGAAGAAAUGGAGGCAGUGAGAGAUUUUACUUUCUUGGGCUCCAUGAUCACUGCAGAUGGUGACAGCCUGCUCCUUGGGAGAAAGGUGAUGGCAAACCUAGACAGCGUCUUAAAAAGCAGAGACAUCACCUUACCAACAAAGGUCCAUAUAGUUAAAGCCAUGGUUUUCCCAGUAGUGAUGUAUGGAAGUGAGAGCUGGACCAUCAAGAAGGCUGAUCGCCGAAGAAUUGAUGCUUUUGAAUUAUGGUGCUGGAGGAGACUCUUGAGAGUCCCAUGGACUGCAAGAAGAUCAAACGUAUCCAUUCUUAAGGAAAUCAGCCCUGAGUGCUCACUGGAAGGACAGAUCGUGAAGCUGAGGUGCCAAUACUUUGGCCAUCUCAUGAGAAGAGAAGACUCCCUGGAAAAGACCCUGAUGCUGGGAAAGAUUGAGGGCACAAGAAGAAGGGGACGACAGAGGACAAGAUGGUUGGACAGUGUUCUCGAAGCUACAAACAUGAGUCUGACCAAACUGCAGGAGGCAGUGGAAGACAGGAGUGCCUGGCGUGCUCUGGUCCAUGGGGUCACGAAGAGUCAGACACGACUAAACGACUAAACAACAACAACAGUCUUGAAUAGCAGGUCGAGUAGCAUGUCUGCUGAGCAGAUUUAUGCUGACAGCUAUAACCAGUCUACUGCGCCUUGCAAUAAAACUGAGCCUUCCUAACACACUUCUGAACAAUGUAUUAUCAGAGAACGUAUCACCAGUAUCAUCAUGUUUGAAACCUGUGACCAUGGGUGUGUCUACAGCAUUGGCAUCACUCACGUUUAAUUCAUCAAUCACAUCUCUGAUUUUGUGUGUCUGAUGUACCAAAAUAUCACCUUGCUCAUUUCUUUCUAUUUCUAGAGAGAGAUAAUUGGUUACAUCUCCAAGAUUUUUCAUAUCAAAAUGUUUCUGCAGUUUGGCAAGUGUGUUUUUGUACUCUGCUUCAUUUUUCCAUAAAAACAGAAUAUCAUCAACCAAGCAAAUGCAGUAAAGUUUGUGUUGGUUAUUUUCUUUCACAAACACACAAGAGUCAGCUUUCCCUUGUUUAAAAUCUAAUGAGAACAGUACCUCUGUUAGUUUAGUGUGCCAGUAUCGAGAGUCUGUUUCAAACAAUACAGGGAUUUUUUGAGUUUACAAACCAUUCCCUCUUUAACCUGUACACCAUCAGGUGGUAACAUGUAAACUGCACCCCCCUUCCUCCACCCCUGUCCCCAGCCAAGGUCAGCAAAUUGAUUUAUCCUUGUCUGAAGAGCAAAGACUCUUCUUUGGCAAUGUUUGGACAAUGUUUAAAACAAAUACCUUUCAACAGUCCGGGUUAAGUAUUAAUGAAGCACUGUGCUCACAUUGCAGUUUGCAUAAAUAGCAGAUCAUAAAGAAUCAGAGGCUUUCUAACAGAAAGGAAGGUUCUGCACAACUGCUGUAAGUAUCUGUCCUCUUUGGGUGUCCUCAAAACUGUCACUGUUUUGCGGGGGAAGUUCAAGCGCAUACCAGAACCUUUUCAGGCUUGUGCAGUUAAAGUGGAUAAAAGUGUUUUGUUGCCCUACCACAACAAAUCCAUUGCUUUGGAAAGCAAUGGGUAAAAAUGCACUUAAAAGUGUGGGGGUGAACAAAUGAUAAAUUGGAAGAGGUGUAUAAACAGUAUAAGCAAAUCAGGAUGAGUGAAGGAUAAAAGCUUAUUGACAUGCAGACCAGACAUAGGGCAGUAUCCAGCCAGUGUCCCAUCAGUGCCUGGAUCAACGUUUACACAGUGGAACUGUUGCUCAAGUUUAAAUCUUUGCACUGACUGAACACGUUAUUUAGAUACUGUCCGUAGUCAAUCUACCAUGCAAGCAAAUCAGGAUGAAUACAGAAUAAGCAAACUCAUCUGGAUAAACCGGGGGAUAGAGCAGUUAAAUACUGCUUCGCAAUGUAUUUGAAAAUACUGUGCCAUAUUUUCAAGUGAGUAUCUUUAAAUCUGCCUAUUCUCCUGAAAAAAACUGUCUUUAAGUGACUUCUUGUUGUCCAUUAUCAGGGCCAAUAAGAGUGAUACUUAGGAUUUUUAUUUCUUGCACUACUCAGAAUCAUACAUAAACUUACUUUAAUGUCCUCGUCACUCAGGAUGUUGGGUAAUUGUGAAAGUUUCCCCAGAUUUCCCUUCAAAUUUUUGUGCUGAUUGUUUAUGUUUGUGCACAUAAACCGGAGAAAUGAAAGCAUAUUUUUUGUUUCCAAGUUUAAAAAUGAUUUCUUUGUACUCAUGCAUGAAAAGGGGAGUGAACAUCAUCUGGUGCAGAAAAGCAUACACAUUUCCAAGAUUGGCAUGUAUUAUAGAGUUUUUUAAUGAUUUAGAAGAAAGUAAACAUGAGUAUAUUGAAAAGAGAAUGUGAUUGCAUGGAAAGAGUAUGGGGGAAGGGCCAGAGCAAAGGGCAGAACAAAUCAUAGCAUCUUCAGGCAGCGCUAGGAAUGCCCACUGCCUGAAACUCUGGAAAGCAGCUAUCAAUCAGUGCAGACAAUACUGAACUAGACUGAACAAUGGCCUGGCUCUGUUUAGGUAACUUCCUAUGCUACUGUAAAGCAUGGGAGUUAAAUAAUGCCGUUGGGAAUGUACCAGCCCUCUCUGGCCAAUGCCAGCUCUAAAACACUAAAUGCAAUUUAAUGUUUAUCACUGAUAAGAAGUGACAGCCAGCAGUUUGGCACAGUGCUUACUCAGAAGAAGAUCCAAUGUAGAAAUGACCUCCACCUUGCUGUUUUUAAUUCACCUCACAAACUUGUGUUUAGCUUAUAGCUACCCAGUGUAGUUUGAACUUCUUUUUCUAGCAUUUGAAACCGAGACUCUAGAUAGAUGAUGAUGCUAGAUAGAUAGAUGAUAGAUGAUAGAUAGAUGAUUGAUAGAUAGAUGAUAGAUAGAUAGAUGCAUCUUCAGUUAAAAGAUAUAGAACCCACCCUAUUUUUCUGAUUGUAAGUUGAUUUUAAUAUUGUCUUAAUAUAUAAUAAAUUUGUAAGACUGUGAUCAUGCUGCAGUUUAGGUAGCUGCUAAUUGGCGGCUUUGACAAUUCCAACAUGAUGGCAGAAUGGCAGACAGGCAAGUGAGCAAGAAGCGGGCAGCCCAAGCGAGCUGUUUAAAGGUGCGUGGAAGGCAUGUCAGAUAGCGAUUUGGCAAAACCACUCACCCUCUGUUAAACAUCACGGCGUUUAAAGGAGGGUGGGAGCUCUCUGAAGUGUCUGCCAGGUUCCUUUUAAUAGAGGUGAGGCUGGGGAUAGUUGCUUGAGGUGAACUGUGAGGGAGGGUGGUUGGGGGAACUAUAAGGGAUAGGUGAUGGGUGAAGUGUAAAGGAAGGGAAUUGGUCAGGCGUAAAGGAAAGACUAGAUAUGGGGUGAGGCAGAUUGUUAAAGAGACUAAGCAUUCCCUUAUAUUUUGUAACCCAACCUGUGAAUUUAUGGUGAAGGGACAGUGAAAAAAUGGGAAUAAUUAUCAUUUAGGUCAAAUUGCCAUCCUAUUUUUAAAUUGCUGCUUUUUUUCAAAAUAGAUGCAAAUCAUUACACAUUCAUUUUUAAGGCUACCUUGCACCUGCAAUCUACAUUGCUUCAAUUCUAAAAUAAAAGGUGAACAUGUGCAAACUUUCACAUUAAAAUAAUAAAUGUAUGAAUUUUAUGUUUAAAUUGUGAAUAUUUAAACAUAAAUAUUUAAAAAUCCAAAGUGCUUUUAAAAAAAAGUUAUAUUGAAUAAACUUUAAAAACAAUAAAUACAUAUAGUAUUUUAAACUCUUAAAGUCAUCAGGUCUGCAGUCCUGGUGACUGACUGACUGAUAUUUUCACAGCUAAUUGGCUCACAAGAGCUUGCUUUUGGCUAACCUGCAAUAAUUGCAUGCAUGUCGCUUUAAAUUACCCAAAUCCUACGUGCAAAAUGGCACAGUGGCACCAGGCAUGUAUCCCCAGACAAUGCUAUAUUUGCACACCUGAGACUUUUCAAAGUCCAGGAUGACUGUCAUAAUCAUUUCCUGCAACAAAUAUUUGUUAUUGUACUUGGGGAUCAAAGUUUGAGUUUGAUUGGGCUGUUUUUGGUUUCUUUAUUUUAUUUGGGUAUGGGGGUUUUGCUUUUGUUUGAAUUUCUAGAUAUUCUGAUUAGUUUUUUUAGCUUAAGCUUCUUGCAAGGGAAAUGUAUUUCAAUCCCUUCAAGUAACCAAAAAUGAAUUGCUUUGUGCGUACUCCAACAGGGGUAGUUUGCUAGUAGCGAAACUUUAAAGCAGCCCUCCACAACCUACUGCCCUCUAGAUUUUUUUUGUACUACAUCUCCCAUCAUUCCUAAUCAUUGGCCAUGAUGACUGGGGCUGCUGGAGUUGAAGUCCAAAAGACUUGGAGGACACCAGGCUGGUCGAAAAAUCCAUUGCUCCGAGUAGUGACAUAGAUACAAAAGUCAUUGAGUGCACUUGUAUCACUAGAGUUCUCAUUUACUUUAUUUAUACACUCCAUUGAUGUGUCGGCUUUUUAACAAAGCACUCAAAUGGUUUACAACCUAAGAGGAUCAGUCACAUUAAUAGAGGAUACGUUUAUUAACAACCACAAGCCAUGGUGGCUAUGUUCUGCCUCCACUGUCAGGGAUAACCUGUUUGUGAAUAGCAGUUGCUGGAAAUCACAAGUAGGGAGAGUGUUGUUGCAGUCAAGUCCUACUUCCCAUAAGCACCUGGUUUCCCACCGUGAGAACAGGAUGCUGGGCAAGAUGGGGCUUUGGUUUGAUUCAGCAGAGAUCUUCUUAUGUUCUCACUGGCCAAUCGUGGACAUUGUCACAUCGUCCACAUUUAUGCCAUGCCGUAGGCAGCUAGACCUGCAAAGCGGGGGUUGGCUCCAUACCAUGUGCACACUAACAUACCCUCCAACAUUUCUCUGAAGAAAUAGGGAUGUCCUAUUCCAUCAUCAAGGGAUGUGGGUGGUGCUGUGGGUUAAACCACAGAGCCUAGGACUUGCCGAUCAGAAGGUCGGCGGUUCGAAUCCCUGCGACGGGUAGAGCUCCCAUUGCUCGGUCCCCGCUCCUGCCAACCUAGCAGUUCAAAAGCAUGUCAAAGUGCAAGUAGAUAAAUAGGUACCGCUCCAGCGGGAAGGUAAACGGUGUUUCCGUGCACUGUUCUGGUCUGCUGGCCACAUGACCCAGAAGCUGUACGCCGGCUCCCUCGGCCAAUAAAGUGAGAUGAGCGCCGCAACCCCAGAGUCAUCUGCGACUGGACCUAAUGGUCAGGGGUCCCUUAACCAUUACCUUUAUUCCAUCAUCAUCAUCAUCAUCAUCAUUUAUACCCCACCCAUCUGACUGGGUUACCCCAGUCACUCCAACAUAUAUAAAAACAUAAUAAAACAUUAAACAUUUAAAAAAACCACUUCCCUAUACAGGGCUGCCUUCAGAUGUCUUCUAAAGGUUGUAUAGUUACUUAUCUCUUUGGCUUGGGGGUCACAUAACUCCAUGCCCACCAACAUUUCUCCAUGAAAGUAGGGAUGUCCUAAGGAAAAGUGGGACAUUCCAGGAUCAAAUCAGAAACCGGGAGGUGUUCUGUAAAUCUGGGACUGUCCUUGGAAAAUAGGGACACUUGGAGGGUCUGCACUAAAGCAUAACCAACAUGUGCAAAUCUAUAUUGCAGAUAGAUGUGUGCAUAUUAUGGCGUUGAGGUAUGCAUUGUGUUUGGAGUGGAGCCAGUAAAGUACAUUCUUGACUGAAGUCUGACAACGCAUUGUGAAAUGCUUCUUCCAUCUUCCUCUCAUGUUGACCUUCAGGAGACGAGCUGACUCUGAAUGGGAGCAAGAACUGUUUUGAGUUGUUGUUGCUGCUGUUGCUACUAACACAUUUUGUGGCAAGUAAAAAUCUCUCUCUCUCAAUUCGCAGAAGAACUGA